AUGCAAACCGACACCCUAACCGACAAGAUCCUCGCCACCCUGAAGGAACGAGACCUUCUAGCGAAGCGGGAGGUGAUCGAAUCGGCUCUAACGGAUCCGGCGACCGAAGAAUGGGGGUCAAAACACCUAAACCCAAGCACUCUGCUCUCGCGGGAGGAGCUCGUCUUAUAUAACAAGCUCGAACAUUCCGGUGCCCUCCAACCAAUCCUCCGCGACCCCGAACUCGGUACGACACGACCCUUUCUGGAGGACGAAAUUCGGUCCGCGAUAGAAUCCCUCGAGGCGUCGACAGCUACUAUUCAGAAACAAACAGAGACUCUGUCUUUCCAGUGUGAGACGCUCAAAAAGCAAUUGCGUCAACAGGUGAACUGGGAACAAGAUCGAAGUCGGGAUAUUGCACGUCUGCGGAAGAAGCAUGAAGCUAGAAGGCAAAGCACGAUUAUUGCAGCCAACGACCUUUCGGACGAGCUCGAGGCUAGCUUUAGGAGUGCGACGGAGAAGACGAGUACGAAGAACAAGCAAAUUCUCUCUUUACUUUCUAGCCAACUAAAGCAAGAUGACAAAGUUCUCGCGGAUAUCGAGACGCUUAUAACCGGGAUUAAAUCGAACGGCAACGAUGCAGAGACGGUUGAACGAGCUAGUCAGCUCAGCGUCAUGCUAGCAGACUACAACGCAGAAGAGAUUCACUACCGUCUUGACCGAUUAUACCUCGAAACUAUCCACCAUGAAUCCAUCCAGUCUAGGCCGUCAAAAUCAAGUCAAAUCGGCACAGAAAGUGAAACUGUAGCGGCCUUAGAAGAAGAGCUCGAGUCUCUAUACCCCGAGAUCGAAAUCCUGGCAGAAAUGUCUACGAAACAACAAUUCCACGAGCCUAUCCUACGCGAGAUCCAUAACCAACACAACCAGCUCCACGCUACAUCUAAGGAAAAGCUAGAACGGGCCCUCGACGUCCUCAUCGACAUGACCGAAUCCAAAAAGACCCUCACCCAAAACCUCAACAACCAAGAAUCCUCCCACGAACUCCUCGAACAACUAGCAACCCUCUACCAAACCGAAGUAGGCACUACCCAACAAAUUACCCAGCCACCCUCACGUCGCGAAUCCCUCCGACGACGCUCCAUACAAACAAACCUCCUCCUCACCACCCCACCCAAUCCCACCACGCUACCCGAACAACCCGCGCUAGAAAGCCUCCUCCGACGCAUCGGUGUAUCCGCCGAAUCAGUGAUUCGCCCACGAGCCGAGGACGGCGGGGCCCAGGGUCUACACGAAAAGAGGAUCCAAUUAUCUGAGACUCUACGCGCACUGGGGAUGGCGGUUGAUACGCCGCUGGUUAGGGAGUUAGCUCCGGCGGAUAGGGCGCUGUAUCUUCUUGAGUCGGCGUUAAAUGUGAACUCGGAUUAUGAGGUUUCUUUACGGGAUACUGAGUUGGAGAGGGGGUUGAAUGGGUUGGAGGGGGAGCUUGAAGAGUUGCAGAGGGGUGUAAAGGGGCUUGAUUUGGAUGUUUUGCAUCAGCGGGAUAAGAUGCGGGAUCGGUUUGUUGAGCGAUGGGGGUAG
Messenger RNA from Penicillium subrubescens, 1557 nucleotides. RefSeq lists its product as uncharacterized. The transcript has 4 exons. Lineage: Eukaryota; Fungi; Ascomycota; Eurotiomycetes; Eurotiales; Aspergillaceae. The coding region runs from base 1 to 1557 and encodes 518 amino acids. The record is from RefSeq and is a predicted model, not a curated record.